GCAAGCCUAUUAGAGAGAUUAUCUAUCAAAAGGUAAUAUCAUAAAAUUACUUUUUUCGAAAUAGACUUUUUACAAGGUGUGUGCUAUUUGACAUGUUUGACUUUGAUGUAAAGGGAGGGAAAGAUGGCUAUCCACCAGAUUUGGCAACUAUUUUCUUUGAGACGCGUAAGAAAGAUAACAAGCUUGUUGAACCUGAAGCAAUUGAUAAACAUGCUCAACUCGAAGAAAUGGUUCAAGCAGAUCCAUCUCUACCUAUUAUAGAGAUUGUUGAAAAAUGGUGUGGACCUCAAACUCGAACCCAUGUAUUUGGAUUAGGGGGUGGAGUAAUGGCAAAAGACUUGAAAGGUGGAACUUCUUCAAAGGCUGAAUUAUUGUCCGCGCUACGUUCAACUCGAGAGGAUAUCAAAUCCUUGAAUGAAGAAAACAAAUCCUUGAAUGAGGAAAACAAAUCUUUGAAUGAUCGAUUGUCUACCAUAGAAGAUAAGAUGAAAGAGAUAAUGAAUAUGAAAGAAUUCUUCAUUUCUCAGCAAUCACAUGUCCCACCUACAACAUCAUCCGUUUCAAUUGAAUGACCACUGCCUUUUU
Molecule: messenger RNA, 585 nt
Organism: Solanum tuberosum (potato)
Lineage: Eukaryota; Viridiplantae; Streptophyta; Magnoliopsida; Solanales; Solanaceae
Exons: 2
Coding region: 93-572 (159 amino acids)
Source: RefSeq, a predicted model, not a curated record